Austrofundulus limnaeus is the source of this 769-nucleotide messenger RNA. It is a transcript of the gene ctsz, whose product is annotated as cathepsin Z. Gene Ontology annotation, biological process: proteolysis. Gene Ontology annotation, molecular function: cysteine-type peptidase activity. The record is from RefSeq and is a predicted model, not a curated record. NCBI's taxonomy places the organism in Eukaryota, Metazoa, Chordata, Actinopteri, Cyprinodontiformes, Rivulidae.
CUGUGGGAUAAUGGCCACAGACAAACUGGAUGCAUACACAGGAGGUUUGUACUCUGAAUACCAGGAGGAACCCUUCAUCAACCACAUCGUGUCUGUGGCUGGAUGGGGCGUGGAGGACGGUGUUGAGUACUGGGUGGUCCGCAACUCCUGGGGAGAGCCAUGGGGUGAGAGGGGCUGGCUCAGGAUCGUGACGAGCGCCUACAAAGGAGGAAGUGGCAGCAAGUACAACCUGGCGGUGGAGGAGGACUGCAUGUACGGAGACCCCAUCGUCCCUAAAGGCUACCUGUAGACCAUAAAUCUGGUUCUGUUCAGUCUUCCAAUCAAGCGGUGAAAUGGGGCUUUUUAUAAUGUUUUAAAGGGAAUAAGUUCAGCUUUUACUUUGUGUUUUUUAAGGAAAAUUAUCUUUGACUAUGAUGCAGAGGUCUGCAGCCUGUUAAACAGUCCAGAGAUUUUAAAUGCUCUUAUCAGUGACGCAUGUUGGCACCAAACCUUUUGUCUUUAAGACAGUUAGCCACUGCUCGGUGAAAAGCUUUUUAUAUUCAAAUUUUUUUGUAAAUGAAAUGUCGACAACCAAAGCCAGCACUGACAAUGUUUGAUUCAGCACUACAGUGUUAAAGAGGAAAAACAAAACGAUGUGCCUUAUUUACACUAAGCACUUAAUGUUGAGCUUAGAUGAAUGCCUUUUGUUUUUAUGUACAAACUGCACACAUUGAAUUGAAACUGAAGAUUUUUUUKAUUUCAAACUAUGCCAAUAAAGUUUGUGGCGCAA